Molecule: messenger RNA, 3620 nt
Organism: Patiria miniata (bat star)
Lineage: Eukaryota; Metazoa; Echinodermata; Asteroidea; Valvatida; Asterinidae
Product: isoleucine--tRNA ligase, mitochondrial-like
Exons: 22
Coding region: 172-3099 (975 amino acids)
Biological process (GO): isoleucyl-tRNA aminoacylation
Cellular component (GO): cytosol
Molecular function (GO): tRNA binding; isoleucine-tRNA ligase activity; ATP binding
Source: RefSeq, a predicted model, not a curated record
AAGUAUGCUUGUCUAGUUCCCAGUUACACUAUACUAGUAUCAAACUUCAUACCUUUAUGGAUACCAUACUAACAAGAUGGCAGCCUCCAUGGACGAAGAAAAGAAGAAAAUGCCCCCAUUCUGAUUGAACUUGUUGCUGCUAGACGUUAGGUCAUCAGAAAUCGAAUCGAAAUGUUAAGAAUUUGUUGGAAGACAUGGGGGAGCCCGUUAAAGCUUAAAAAUUGUAUAAUGGUACGCGGAAAGAGGUACUUUUCAAGCAAGAAAUAUGCCGAUACGCUAAACCUGCCGAAGACAACGUUUGAGCUAUGGGGUGCUGGAAAACGUGAAGAAGACAUUCGGAGGGUCUGUGGUUUUUCGGAACUCUACUCAUGGCAAAGAAAACAGGAAACUGGAAAGGCUUUUUGUCUGCAUGAUGGUCCACCGUAUGCCAAUGGAGACCCACACAUUGGUCAUGCUCUAAAUAAGAUACUGAAAGAUGUCAUCAAUCGUUACAAACUGUUGCGCGGCUACAGGGUCCACUACAAGCCUGGCUGGGAUUGCCACGGUCUCCCUAUUGAGUUGAAAGCACUCUCUGAGAAAGAGGAGGAUUUUCGGAAGCUGAGCCCUCCAGAAAUAAGGAGAAAGGCCAGAAAUUUUGCAGCGAAAGCUAUUGACAGACAGAUGGAGGCAUUCAAGAAAUGGGGCAUCAUGGCUGAAUGGGAGAGUGGCUGCUAUUACACAUUUGACAAAGAGUAUGAAGCCUCCCAGCUGCGAAUUUUCCAUCAAAUGUAUCAGAAGGGGUUUAUCUACCGUGACUUGAAACCAGUCAACUGGUCUCCAUCCUCGAGGACGGCACUAGCAGAAGCUGAGCUGGAAUACAACCCCAAUCACGUCUCCCCGUCCAUCUACGUCAAGUUUCCAGUAUCAAAGCUUCCAGGGAAAUUGGCCGAAUAUUCAACUAAUCUCCACGCUGCUAUUUGGACCACCACUCCUUGGACCAUUCCGGCCAAUGAGGCCAUCUGUUACAUGCCAGCCAAAGACUACAGCGUGGUACGGUGUGCGGAAACCGGGGAGAAUUUACUCCUAGCGGCAGAGAGAGUCGAAGAAAUGGCAGAGAUUCUGGGAAAGAAAUUUGAGAGGAUAGUUUCUUUUGGAGGUUCUGAACUGGAAGGUGGUUCCUGCUUUCAUCCCACGAUAAGCGGCAAAACAGUGCCCCUGCUACCAGCAGCCCAUGUCAAGAUGAGCAUGGGCACCGGACUUGUCCACACGGCACCAGCCCAUGGACCAGAGGAUUAUGGGAUAGCCGUCCAGUUCAAUCUGCCCUUGCACUGCACAGUUGAUGAAGAUGGUAUCUUUUCACCAGAGGUUGGUCAAGACUUGGCAGGGAAGAAUGUCCUGACAGAAGCUAAUGAUAUAGUCAUUGAAAUGCUGAGAUGCAAUGGGAGUCUACUGAAGCAGUCUAAUUAUGUGCACAGCUACCCCUACGAUUGGAGGACCAAGCAGCCAAUCAUCAUCAGGCCCAGCAAGCAGUGGUUCAUUAACACGGGGGCAAUCAAAGACAGGGCAUUGGAAUGUCUUGAAAAUGUUGAGAUGCUUCCGAGCCACGCUCUGAACAGCAUGAGAACUUAUUUGGACGGCCGGACGUUCUGGUGUAUAUCUAGGCAGAGGGUUUGGGGUGUCCCUAUUCCAGUAUUUUACAACAAAGAGACGGACGAACCACUCCUUACAAGUGAAAGUGUUAGCCACGUGACUAGUCUUAUUGAAAAGCAUGGCAGUGACUGCUGGUGGAAUUUACCUGUAGAAGAACUGCUUCCCGACAGCUUGAUACCUAAAUCAGGUUCCAAGUCCAAGGAUUUUGUGAAAGGAGAAGACAUCUUGGAUAUAUGGUUUGACAGCGGUUCUUCGUGGUCACAUGUCCUGAAAGAUUCAGACGAGCAGGCAGAUUUGUACCUGGAGGGGGAGGACCAGUAUGGCGCCUGGUUCCAGACAUCUCUGCUUACAAGCGUCGCUGUGAAGGACAGGGCACCGUAUAGGAGUCUUCUUGUGCAUGGCUUCACGCUAGACGGUGAAGGAAGGAAAAUGUCAAAGUCUUUAGGUAACGUGGUUGACCCUGAUGUUGUUGUGAGUGGUGGAAAAAACAAGAAGACAGAUCCUGUUUACGGGGCCGAUGUGCUGAGGUGGCGCCUGGCCGAGUCCAGCUGGUUGACCAGGGUCCAAGUUGGCCCAGAACUCUUCGCCAUGACCAACCAAAACAUUUUAAAGAUAAGGAACACUAUUCGGUACUUCCUCGGCAACCUUUAUGACUUUGACCCCACCAGUGACCUCCGACCUCAUGCUGACCUCUUGCCCAUUGACAAGUACAUGCUGCACCUUCUCCACGACUACGGGUCAAAGGUCGCCACCGCCUAUGACAGCUAUGAGUUCGGCGAGAUCACGGCUAAGGUCACGGAACUGAUUCAUGGCAAAAUCUCGGCUUUUUACUUGGAUACCAUGAAAGAUAGGUUAUACUGUGAAGCGUAUGAUUCGCUGGAGAGACGCUCUUGUCAGUCGGUCCUGCAUCACUUGUUGGAGGUUAUCGUCAGGUCGAUAGCCCCCAUCACGCCCCAUCUUGCAGAAGAAGCAUUCAUGCACAGACCAGAUGCUGUCAGUGUCUUCAAGACUGGCUGGUUCCACUGUGACAGUUCAUGGCAUCAGCCCGAGCUGGCCGCUGUGCUCGGCGCCCUCUGUAGUGUACGAGAGACGUUCCUGGCUGCGAUACAUGCGCCACGGAGUCGCGAAUAUGAUGUCACAGUCUGCACCAAUGACAUACAGCUUUUAGGUUACCUUCAAGCGCUCCAGGAAGAGACAACUUCCAGCACGUCCCAUCUCAGUGAACUCAUGAUGGCCUCCUUCACAACUGUUGCCAUGGAGAUGGAGAGGUCACCAACAGAGGGCAGUAUUCAAGUUGCCGGAAGUGUUGGAGUUCCAUCAACAAAUGGUGUGACGUCUAGUGCAGAGUAUAGUCUUCUUAUUCAGCCUGCCAGUCACCAUCACUGCAAACGGUGCCGCAAACGCACAGCAGAGAUGCCCAAUCAGCCAUGCAGCAGAUGCCUGCUAGCAAUGUCCGGCGGCUGGGAAUGAGACUAGUACUAGAAUUACUUCUCAGGUGUUACUUCAUUGUUGAUUUCAAUGGAUAAAGUGAAAAUGCACACAUACAAUUAACAAUUGUCUGUUGUGACGUAGUCCAUGGCAUUUUUUUUACACCCAAGGAACGCAAAUGGUAUCAGAGGCCACACCCCUGUUCAUUUCUAAUUCGGGAGUCCAAACCCUUGGUUGUCAAUAUGUGCAUCUGUGUUACACUUGCGGAGGCCCACUUUGACAUAUGUGCACUCCCCAGGGUACUUAUGCGCAACGUCUGUUCUAGCUAUGCUGUAGAAAGCAGCAAGCAGGGAUGAAAAUAUUGAAAAUCUCUGAGAAAGAUCAAGGUACAUGAGGUGAUGGACAUGUGAAGAGUCCUCAACUAAUGUAAUUUCACUAAUAGAUCUUUUAUUAUUAUUAUUUAUUUCUGGUAAUGAAACCAAGGAUUCCUCCAAGUGCCCUAGGCACUGUAGCUCGCAAGCCUGAAGAAACCUUAGGAGAGAAGACAAUGAGAAGACAUUACA